Messenger RNA from Hibiscus syriacus, 1532 nucleotides. Its product is annotated as zingipain-2-like. Lineage: Eukaryota; Viridiplantae; Streptophyta; Magnoliopsida; Malvales; Malvaceae. Gene Ontology annotation, cellular component: lysosome. Gene Ontology annotation, molecular function: cysteine-type endopeptidase activity; oxidoreductase activity. The transcript has 5 exons. The coding region runs from base 106 to 1398 and encodes 430 amino acids. The record is from RefSeq and is a predicted model, not a curated record.
CUCUUUGGUUGGAUACCCAUUGUUUUAGGGAACUUGAGUCAGCCAAAACAACAUAGACCACUUAGGAAACCCAAAUCAUCCUCCUUUUUUCUCAAAACAAAAACAAUGGAACCCCUUUUCGUUUACUUUCUGUUAUCUUUCCUUCUUUUCUUCGACCUUUCGUCCUCUGCCUCUCCUUACCAUAUCUCCCACCUCUUUGAAUCUUGGGGCGAUCAACAUGGGAAAACUUACUCAUCGGAGGAAGACAAAUCUUACAGGCUUAAAGUCUUUGAAGAUAACUAUGCCUUUGUUACUCAACACAAUGACAUGUCAAAUUCUUCUUAUUCUCUGGCUCUCAAUGCCUUUGCGGAUCUCACUCACCACGAGUUCAAGGCCUCCCGCUUGGGUCUCUCCGCUGACGCCACUGAAUUCAGGCGGCCCAACCUUGGAGAGCCCGUUCUUGUUCGAGAUAUUCCGGCUUCAGUGGAUUGGAGGAAGAAAGGCGCCGUGACCCAGGUCAAAGAUCAAGGAAGCUGUGGUGCUUGUUGGUCAUUUGCGGCAACUGGAGCCAUGGAAGGUGUUAAUAAAAUUGUCACUGGAUCUCUUGUUAGCCUCUCUGAACAAGAAUUAGUUGAUUGUGACAGAAAGUACAAUACCGGCUGUGAAGGUGGGUUGAUGGAUUAUGCAUAUAAAUUUGUCAUUGAUAACCAUGGAAUAGACACCGAAGAAGACUACCCAUAUCAAGGUCGGGAAAAAACUUGCAACAAAGACAAAAUGAAACGACGAGUGGUAACAAUUGAUGAUUAUGCUGAUGUGCCUAUGAACAAUGAGAAGCAACUAUUGCAAGCGGUUGCAACUCAACCUGUGAGUGUCGGUAUAUGUGGGAGCGAAAGAGCAUUUCAAUUGUACUCCAAGGGGAUAUUCACGGGUCCAUGCUCAACUUCCUUGGAUCAUGCUGUGUUGAUUGUAGGUUAUGGUUCAGAAAAUGGAUUGGAUUAUUGGAUAGUGAAAAACUCAUGGGGUUCGAGGUGGGGAAUGAAUGGCUAUAUUCAUAUGAUACGUAACAGUGGCAAUUCUGAAGGGGUUUGUGGCAUUAACAUGUUGGCUUCGUAUCCGAUAAAGACUAGCCCAAAUCCCCCUCCUCCACCUCCUCCAGGACCAACUAAGUGCGAUUUCUUCACUUACUGUUCAACUGGGGAAACCUGUUGUUGCACACGUCGCCUGUUGGGAAUAUGCUUUUCGUGGAAGUGUUGUGAAUUGGAUUCAGCCGUGUGUUGCAAAGACAAUCGUCACUGCUGCCCCCAUGAUUAUCCAAUCUGCGACACAACGAACAAUCAGUGUUUCAAGCGAGUUGGAAAUGCUACAAUAAUGCAAUCAUCCGAAAAGAAUCAAUCUUUUAGAAAGUUCAGCAGUUGGUGAUCCUUUUGUGAAAACUUGGCUUUUACAGAAUAAAUUCAGAGUUGUAUUUGCAGAACAUUUUUCGUCGGAUUUUGUAGAACAUUUGCCCCUUCAUAAUGGUGGGAAUUUCUAGUGGAACUUUAACCGAUUUAUGU